AUGAGCAGGGCUCUCUUACGAGGCGCUGCGUGCCAGACUUGUCGGCAUGAGGUGCUGCGGUCCUUCGUUUCCGUUUCCGGCAUCCCAAUGCCACGAUCAUCUCCUCUUUCCUCCCGUUCGAUGUCCAACCCAAGAGCUUUCUCCGCCGUAACUGUGCUGCGGUCGGAUCGCCCUCCAAGUUUAAACCAGCUUGACCGUCAUAUGUCUGAACCAGAGGAGCCACCAGCACACUCGGAAACCAAUACGCCAGCUUCAUCACAGCAUGUCCCCUGGUAUCUGCAGGAAGAGGCGCCGACCGUUAAAGAGCGCCCGUUGACCGAGGCCCAUCUUCCCCAGAUCCCAGACGAUUCGCCAGAGAUGCUCUCGACUCUAUUGGAGUAUACGUAUAAGGACUUGGGAUUGGAUGAUCUCAGGCUUUUUGACCUACGCGGCCUCGAAAUCCCUGCAGCUCUCGGUGCUAAUGUCAUCAUGGUCAUCGGAACUGCUCGCAGUGUGAAGCAUCUAAACGUGUCUGCGGAUCGUCUCUGUCGCUGGCUGAGAAGCCAAUACAAAUUGUCUCCCUACGCUGACGGCUUAUUGGGACGCAACGAGUUGAAAAUAAAGCUUCGCCGAAAGGCCAAGAGAGCGCGCGCCGCCAGCGCAUCAGGCGCAAUGGUCGACGAAAAGGAUGAUGGAAUCACCACAGGAUGGAUCUGUGUGAACGCAGGUAUGGUGGACAAAGGCGCUACUACGACCCAGUUGAGCGAUGUUGGACUUGAGGGAUUUGGUAAUCUGGACCUCGGGACUAGUGUGGUUGUCCAGAUCUUCACCGAGGAGAAGCGGGCCGAUGUCGACCUUGAUGGUCUUUGGGAGGCUACUCUAGCCCGCGAAGGACGCAAGAACGUCCGGGAGAGCACAGAAGAUUUAUCUAAGACUGGUGCUGGACCACCCAGGUCUACGUCCGAUGGAUUUGGCUCCAUCCCUGGCCAAAAGAGAGGCUUUCAUACCAUGCGUAGACUCGCACUAUCUGCCAUGAACUCCGCUGAGUCUGGGUUGGAAGCUGGUUUUCCUGGUGUGGGAACUCCGUCCUCCGCACUUCCAGGCGACGCAGCUGAAGUUGCAUCCCAAUUGACACCGACCUCUUUGCUUCAGAUUCUGGCUGAACUUCCGGCCGAUAGUGCACGAAAUGAGCUUGGGAGCGGCCCAAAUGAUCGCCAGUCCACUCUUUUUCUACGGCUCUUCUAUACCAACCACGCCGCGAGGUUUUCCGCACAGGAAAAAGCCAUUUUUCGGCUGAAAUUGUUCUCCAUUGCUGUGUCUCGACAACACCCAGCUUACACCAAGGAUGCGCUUUUUAGCACAUUCUCUGAUUUUCUUCGCGACGGGUAUGACCUUCCGGAUGACCUUGGAUUCGAUGUUGUUUCUGCGCUUCUAACGCCGAGAACAGCGAGUGUUGUCACCAAGCAGUCUGAGACUCAUUCCCCAGAGGCUGAUAUGGAGCUUGCUUUGUUAGUGUUGGAUCGCUUGAGCCUCCGUGGUGUGCCAAUUUUGAACAUGAGGAUCUUCAAUAUACUCUAUCAAGCAGUCUGCGCACCCAAAACAGCAGCUUCUAACCUGAGUGAAUUGCACCAGGAAGAGGGCUCUCCAAGUUCGUCUGUGGUUCAACAGACUGAGUCUCAGAAACAAACGUUGUCUCGGCUGUCCAAGAUACUCGCGGCGGCCAACAUUCCAUUUGACGCAGUAGAUGCGCGUCAGCUUAUGGUGACAUUAUUCCAAUGCGGGGACUACGACGGUUUCUGGCGACUGUGGCGGCAGUUUCCCUUGAAAGGUGUAAAUCGCACACAAGAGGAUUACGUGCAGCUGUUCAAGCUGCAUGCCGAAUUGGGCGAGGAAGUGCGAGCGCGCGAGUGUCUGUCAACGGGGGUACCAUUGAUGAAUCAAGAGUCCCCUGCCAUCGUGCUACAAGGUCCGAUCGUGACAGCCAUUAUGCAUUGUAUUUUGGUGGCGGAUCCGACACUACAGGACCGAGAUGAAGAAUCUCUAAGCUUCUACAUGCCGCUCUGGACUGAGUGCCAGGAGGCACUUGCUCGGGAAAAUUGA
Messenger RNA from Penicillium mononematosum, 2079 nucleotides. Its product is annotated as RsfS/YbeB/iojap family protein. Gene Ontology annotation, biological process: mitochondrial proton-transporting ATP synthase complex assembly; mRNA stabilization; mitochondrial gene expression. The coding region runs from base 1 to 2079 and encodes 692 amino acids. NCBI's taxonomy places the organism in Eukaryota, Fungi, Ascomycota, Eurotiomycetes, Eurotiales, Aspergillaceae. The transcript has a single exon. The record is from RefSeq and is a predicted model, not a curated record. Gene Ontology annotation, cellular component: mitochondrion.